Molecule: messenger RNA, 5859 nt
Organism: Necator americanus (New World hookworm)
Lineage: Eukaryota; Metazoa; Nematoda; Chromadorea; Rhabditida; Ancylostomatidae
Exons: 2
Coding region: 1-5859 (1952 amino acids)
Biological process (GO): proteolysis; DNA integration
Molecular function (GO): nucleic acid binding; aspartic-type endopeptidase activity; zinc ion binding
Source: RefSeq, a predicted model, not a curated record
AUGUCUACGCUCCGUGGCUGCAAAGCACGCUUGACCAACGCGAUCAACAAUUUGACGCGGCUGGUCAACUCGGCGAAUUCCAACUACCCAACCGUCUUCCAUUCGGACGCCCACCCGGCAGUACAGCUCCGCACCCUCCAGCGUCGAAUCGAGGACAUGGGAAACGCUAAGAUCUCCAUUGAAAUAGCAUUGGAGACAUUCCAACAGCGCCAUGAACAUGCCAUAAGCUUUAUCGAAAACCAACCGAACGCCAUAGAGCUUAUGGAUGCCUUUGACAUCUACUGGCGCGAUCACAAAGGUGACGAAAUGGAACCAACCGCAACCGCUACCAUCUUUGCCCUAGACGAUCUUAUCCGCAAGGAAACCGAACUUGCGGAUAUGCUUCGCACCACCAUAAGCGCAUCCACCACACCACAAUAUAACCCUACUAACACCACUGAUGAGCCGAUGGAUGUCACAUCCAUCAGAAACCCUACCCUGACACCACCACAUAUGUCCGGAGGCUCAUCACCACCAUACCCUGCUGCGGAUACCAUGAAUGUACAACUCCGCAAGGUAGAGCUGCCUACCUUUGAUGGGGAUUUUUCCACCUAUUAUGAUUUCUGGGCCAAAUUCAAGACCGCGGUCCACGAUAAUCCAUCCCUAUCCACCGCUGCCAAAUUUAUCCAUCUUAGUAGCAGCCUUAAAGGUAGCGCCGCACUUGUUGUACAGGGGUAUGACAUAACCGAUCCCUCCAACUACCACCUAGCCAUUGAAGCCCUACGCAGACGGUAUGACCGUCCGCAGUUCACCCAUAAUUUCUUUUUGCAGAAAUUAGAGAACUUGGCAGCGUCGUCUGCCGCCGCUUCAUCGCAGAGGGACACAUUAUGCCAGAUCCAAGCGUGUAUCCUGCAGCUCAACCGCUUCGAGGACACGUCAACAUCGCUAUCGCUCAAGAAACUCAUUCGCAGCAAGUUCCCACGAGAGACUCAGCUGGAAGUGAACAGGAUGGAACACCGGUCAGGUACUAUUUGGAAGAUGCAUGAGUUUCUUGCUGGUAUUGAUGUGUUUAUUCAAGAACUUGAGAAACUUGACGAUAGCCACUGUCCUCCACUUAACCACGAUCAACCCUAUUCCGCAUUAUCCACCACAUACCGCAACCGCUCACCAUCUCCAGAACCACUUUAUGAUCCGCAUAGAUGUUGUUUCUGCGGGUCGAGGAACCAUCGCUCGACCCGCUGCACCACAUCUAUGCAGACCUACGUUCGCCGUAUGAUAGUCCGGAACCUGGACCUCUGUUGGAAAUGUGUCCAACCAGGGCACAUGGCCAACUCUUGCCGGGCUCCGAACUGUCGUUACUGCCAACGUAACCAUCACACCAUUCUUUGUUCGUAUUCAUCUGUUUCGCGUUUUUCUCGUGAUAGGUCUAGGCGUUCUAAUGAUAAUCGUCGUAAUAGUCGUAAUAGUGUUCGUUAUGAUCGAUAUACUUAUCGUUCUCCCCGCGGAUGGUACCCUUCUAGGGAAUCGUCCCGGGAAAGAAGUUCUUCACGCUAUUCCUCUUCAUCGUACGAUUAUCCCUAUUCACCAUCUAGGCGCCAUCCCCGCGAUAGAGACUACCACCAUCAGUCUCAUCGCAACCAUUCUCCCUAUCGUAGAUCUGAACGUGAUUCAGAGCGAAUGCGCCACCGCAACCAACGCCGCCACUCACCGUCUCCAUCUUCAGCACCUUACGGGGUCAGAUUUCGUGCUAAUCCGCGCGAUAGUCUCUCACCCGUACGCCGCAGAAACCAUUCCAGCCCAGAAUCCAGUAGCCAUGUCGCCGACACGGACGACGAGAUGCGUAACGCUCUUGAUUGCCGUCCGGUCGACGACCCCACCACCCUUACCACCUCAUCUAACCACCAACGCCCUCUUCUUAUGACUGUUAAGGCUCACAUUCGUAAUCCUAAGACGAAGACCCUUGAAACGGUCAACGUCAUGCUGGAUUCAGGAGCCCAAAACAGCUUCAUAAGCAACGCAGCCACUAAGCGUCUAUCCCUUAAACCCUACGACCACAAGCCGCUGACCGUCAUCGGAUUCGGAGGUCAUCGUUCGACCCAAGAAUCCGGUACAGUCGACGCCACCCUCUUAGAUGCCGCAAACAAACCAUUUCCCGUAACCCUACGAACUCAGGAAGUUCUAACUUCCCAGUUCAAACCAUAUCGUCUCAGUAAAGAAGACAAACACGCACUCCGCACAUUCCGCAUUAACCCAGACAGCCUUACCAUCAGUCGCCACGUUACGCCAGAUAUCCUGCUGGGUAUCGACUACUUCUGGGAGGUCCUGAAAAAGGACUCACCGAAGCAGUUACCCUCAGGAUUGAUGCUCGUUAACACGCGAUUCGGACCAGUUGUCUCGGCACCAUCUACACCACAUCGCUCUGAAGACGACAUCACCCGCCUAUGGGACCUCGACCGUUUAGGCAUAACCGAGGAUCCCGAUCCCUCUGUCGACAAGGAGGAGGACGCACGGAUCCUGAAACGUUUUCAGGAUACCGCCCAGGUGAUUGACGGCUAUUUGCACGUUCAAUUUCCCUGGAAGUCAUCCCAUCCUCGCCUUGCCGACAACAAAAUGUUAGCCCUUAAGCGUCUUCAGAGCCAAUACCGUUCCUUCCAAACCAAACCAACCCUUUGGAAAACAUAUACCGCAACCUUUACGGACUACCUGGAGCAGGGCAUAAUAGAGGAGGUCGACGAGCAUCAGUUCGACGACCACAGAGUCUAUUAUAUCCCGCAUCAGGCAGUCAUAAAGGAAACAUCGGCCACCACUAAAUUGAGAGUCGUGUUCGAUGCGUCCUCCCACUACAGAGGCGCACCGAGCUUAAACGACUGUCUCCACUCUGGCCCCGCAAUCCUACCAGACAUGGUAGGAAUCCUCCUCCGUAGCCGCUUAACACCCUAUCUCCUUAUUGCCGACGUAGAGAAGGCUUUCCUUCAGAUUCGUUUACAACGUAAUCAACGGGAUGCCACUCGUUUCCUUUGGCUUCGCAACCCUAACCUACCACCAACUCCGGAUAAUCUUCGGAUCUUCCGGUUUACCCGCGUACCAUUCGGUAUAACCGCAUCACCAUUCCUUUUAGCCGCAUCCAUACUGUAUUACCUCCAUCUUGAACCAUCGAAGCCGCUCCACAAGGAGAUCGAGGACAACAUCUACGUCGACAAUAUCCUUCUUAGUGCCUUGUCCGAGCGACAAGCCAUUAAGAAGUACCGCUCUUCCAAAUCCCUAUUUAACUCCAUGCACAUGAACCUUCGAGAGUUCUUGUGCAACUCCAACACCGUUAACCAGUCCAUAGAGCCAUCUGAUCGAGUCAGGAAUCCAUCCUCCGUGAAGCUCCUUGGUAUUCCCUGGAAUUCACGCACCGACACCCUUCUCAUACCACUUAAAACCGCAUCCGCGAAUGUGUACUCGAAGCGCACAGCGCUCAGUGCAUGUUCAUCCACCUUUGAUCCACUUGGUCUUCUCACACCAUUCUUAGUGCCCUUCAAGGUAUUCAUCCAGGACAUCUGGAAGAAGGAAUACCAGUGGGACACUCCAUUUGACCAAGAGGACCAUCAGCGAUGGGACGAAUUGGUCCAGCAACUCAAAUAUCCGUUGCCACCAAUUCCACGUUUCAUCGCUUCCGCAAACCGCAACACCACUUAUGAGCUCGCAGUCUUUGGAGACGCCUCACAACGUCUCUUUGCCUGCUGUGCUUACCUUAUUAGCCGCUCACCAUCAACCACUUCUUCACAGCUAAUCAUGGCUAAGUCAUUAUUAGCGACGGCUAAACUCCAGAUGACUAUGCCACGAUUAGAGUUGCUCGCAUCCCUAAUAAGUGUGCGUCUAGCACGCUUCCUCCAUCACCAACUCCAUCUUAAAAUCCGCACUAUCCAUUUCUUUUCUGACUCGAAGAUAGCGCUCCAUUGGAUCCACUCAUCUCGUCCACUUAAACGGUUCGUUCAGAAUCGAGUGAACGAGAUCCGCACCAUUUUAACCACCUUCCACAAGACAGACGUUCAGACGAAGUUCUACUAUGUGCAGUCAGACUCUAAUCCAGCUGACUGUGCAACUCGUGGACUUUCGACCGCUGACGCUGUCAACCACAUCUGGUGGCAUGGACCAUCUUUCCUUCGUGCUCCACAGUCGGAUUGGCCUAAGGCCGAUACGGACUUUGCCCUACCUCAGGAUCUUUGUCCUGAGGCGGAGCACGAGUUUCAGGCCCUUAGUGUCCUUCCGACACAACCAUAUGAAUCACCAUUCCGCUUCCGUGCCACUAGUAGUUACCUUAAGCUCAUCCGUUCAACCGCGUAUGUGCUUAAGUUCAUCAAAGCCCUAUUCCAAAAAACCCGCAUACGCAAUUACACCCUCAACCUAGCCACUGUUGUACUGUCCAAGGACGUUUCAGCCUCGGAGAUCACCAACGCGGAAACUCUCCUCAUUAUGGAGCAUUACCGCGAGAGUGAAUCCACGUUGAAACGACUACCACUGGACAAGUACAACGCUCACCGCGCUGCAGAUGGAUUGAUCCGAUGUCCGAAUCGAUUAGAUCAUGCUCGGACUUCGUCUCAGUCAUCUGCACCAAUCCUUCUUAUUCCGGAGCACCACUUUGUCCAUCUUCUCGUUAUGUACCACCACAAAACCAGGUUCCAUUCAGGUGUUCAUGCCACAAUAGCCGCUCUCCGCACAUCAUAUUUCAUCCCUUCCAUCAAAACCACCAUCACCAGAAUCCUUCGGCUCUGUACAGUAUGUAGAAGAGCCCAAGGACACGCUUACCGCUAUCCUGAGAUGCCUAGUCUCCCUCCGGAACGAGUCAACCGCUCUAGACCGUUCCAGAAGGUUGGACUAGACUACUUAGGACCACUCUACUAUAGAGAUCAGCUCCAUUCUCAGGCCAAGAUUUGGAUCUGUCUCUUCACCUGUAUGGCAACCCGCGCUGUACAUCUCGAGUUAGUCCACAACAACACCGCAUUCGAGUUUUUGCUCGCCUUUCGCCGUUUCAUUGCUCGCAGAGGCACUCCGGACCUCAUUAUCAGCGACAAUGCCACCACUUUCCGCUCAGCUAACGAUUCCCUACAAAGCACCAUCUAUAACCGCAAAGCCAUAGAAAAGAUAUCCACUCAACUCGCCAACCGCAAGAUCGAAUGGAGGUUCAUCACUCCUCUUUCCCCAUGGAAAGGAGGAUUUUAUGAACGUCUAGUCGGUCUCUUCAAAUCCGCAUUCAAAAAAGCCAUCAAACAUACCCUAUUACCACUUUCGCAAUUUCAGACCCUGGUUGCAGAAAUUGAAGCAGUGCUCAACUCCAGACCACUUUUAUCCAUCAGUGACACAUCAUCUUCACCGCAUGUCCUUCGACCAAUAGAUUUCGUCUCACCGCAAGUGGAACUCCAAUUACCAUCUCCGCACCACAACCCUCUCUACAUCCCUCCAAACCGUCUUUCCGAAUGGUAUAAGGAGACACUUGCCGUAUUGAACAACUUCUGGGACAUUUGGUACAAGGACUACUUAUCCGCAAUAUCCGCACGUCACCAACACCGUAUCCAUCAAGGAAGGUCAAGUCCACUCAUUCCAUCGGUAGGAGACGUUGUUCUCAUUGCCGAUAAGAAUGUUCCACGUGGACAAUGGCCUUUAGCCAUCAUAACCACUAUCCACCGCACCAAAUCCAACAUACCCAGAUCAGCCACUGUCCGCAUUGCAAACGGUCAUGAGUUGCAGAGAUCGAUCAAUCAACUACAUCCAUUGGAGAUUUCUGCAAAGGAAGACCCACGACCGAAGAAGAGCCGCCAACAACUGCAACCCACAAGGAUCCAACCACCACGAGCAGCCAAACGGGUACGAUUCGCACUUGGUACGAAGCGAGCGUGA